UGAGUCCAUGUUGUAUCAUAUUAGAUGAAAACUGAACCUUGUGUGAAGUCAUGCGUGACAUUCAUAAUAUUCAUGACAUUUUUUGGUGAUUUUGACAGAUUAUAUUUGCCUAUGUGUCUACGUCAGAUUGGGGGUAUAGUAGCAUUAUACAUCAAGAAUUUGGGAUAUGUAAGAAAACUGUUUGGAUUUUUACCUGUGCAAAAAUAUUAUUUGAUUUGUUACGUUUUAUAUUUUUGUUGAAUUGUUACGAUCAUAGACAAGUGUAAGAUUUUCCCAGGAUAUUUUUCAUUUACCUGAGGGUUUUUAAGAUUGGAAAAUAUAGUGAUUGGAGUAAGGUGAAUAGGAGUAUCACUUGUAAAGAUGAUGGUGGAUGUGUUGCCAACAGAGGUAGAGGAUUUUCAUCUCUCCUCUCCCUUCUUGUCAUCUGAUUCUGAGACAGAAGAUGAUUCCAAUGGUUCUUACAGAUACAACUUGGACAGCGACACCGAUAUGUCUCCUGACUCUCUGACUGGUCCCUCUGUCAUUGUGGUGCCGGAACCAGAAAUACUAUCAGAUCUCAAUAUCAAUAAGCUUCAUGCUUUCACUGAUGAUGAUGAGUGUAACCUUGACCUUGAUGAAGAGAACAGUAAAUGUGCAAAGUUUUAUGAAGAAUGGCGAGUAGACUGUCAGGUGAAUGAGCGAGUGUUCACAGAUUCUGAUUCAUCAGUCAGCGAGGAUGAAGCGUGCUAUGUCAGGCCGAAAAAACCUAGGAAGCGAGUUAGAUGGAGGAAAAAUGUUUUUUUGGAUGCUUGUGAACAACAAACAAAGAUCAAGGAAGAACCAAGAGAGAGACUAUAUUUACACAAUGGACACCAUGUGGCUGCCGAAGCCUUACUGUGCAUGGACUCACCUCAUGAGGAUAACAAAACCUUUCUUCAAGAUAUUCUCAGACAGAAUCAAAAAUCAACUUCCCUACCUCCUAGCCCUUCAGACAGUGGAGUGUCUUCAGACAUCGACAGUAACUGUGAUGAUAAGUCACGGAUACCCCCAGUGUAUUUACAGAGACAAACAUCAUCACCAGGCCCAUACAUUCCCCCUUUCUGUCAGAUGCCAGCUGGACAACUUCGACCUCCUCCUGCUCACCAACCUUUACCUGCACAUUUUAAUACUGCCACACACAUAGCAAUGAGACCAGAAGAAUCAAGAUACACAAACAGUCUGUUACCCUCCCCAUUACCACACAUGGGUAUGGAGAGUUGGGAAACCAGUUAUCACUCAUCCUGUCACUCACCAUCAACCAACACGCCUCCAAUGUCACCCAUUAGAAGUAAGGAUAAAAAAGGUAGAAAACCAAAGAAUUUAAUUGACUGUCCUAUAAAUCAACCAAAAAGAAAGAGAGAAAGUAGUACAACAUAUCUGUGGGAGUUUUUACUGCAGUUAUUACAGAAUCAUGAAACAUGUCCACGGUACAUCAAAUGGACCAAUCGGGAGAAAGGAAUAUUUAAACUAGUUGACUCAAAGGCAGUAUCCAAACUGUGGGGCCUACACAAAAACAAACCAGACAUGAACUACGAAACUAUGGGAAGAGCUUUAAGGUAUUACUAUGCCAGAGGAAUUUUAAACAAAGUUGACGGACAAAGACUAGUGUACCAGUUUGCUGAGGUUCCUAAACAAAUCAUUGAAAUUGACUGUAGUAAUGUUUGAAAGGAUUCUUAAUAUUAAAAUAAUUAUGAAGUGCCAUAAACGAAGUGUCCCGAUCACUGAAGAGAGCUUCAUAGACCUGUGUCUUGUCAUCAGUGUGAUAAUCUCAAGAAUUGUGAUAAAAGCAUUACAUGGCAGGUGCUUUCCCCUGUCACCAACCAACUUUUGACGGAGUGAAGAAAUCAGUUAUUUUGACCCUCAAACUGUGACAGUGUCAUGAUAGAAAUCAUUAUUAUGCUCUGCUGAAAUGUAUCUUACGAUAGGAACACCAUGUAGCCUAUCCCACUGAGGUGUACCAUGGGUGCCUUUUAUGUCGUAGCAAAAAAUCGAAUGUCACAUGACUCUCUUGUGAUCACCGUAAUGUGCUUUAUAAGUAUAUGUGCUCACAGACAAAUUAUCGAAUGUACAGACGUUGAAAGAAUUGUAUACUUUGUUGAGUUUUAUAUUGUUUUGUUGUCCAUGUUUUUGGAAAAUUAUUUAAAUGUUAACUGUAGUCAUAAAAUAGGAAUUUGUAUGUCAUUGGGAUGUGAAUAUUGACAAAAUGACAUGUGUCUUUUACAUGAAAUCCUCUUCAGGUGACAAAAAAUGACCCAAUAAAUUAUAAUUAUGCAGGUUUGAUUCGCCUGCGUAGUUACGAUGAUUUAUAACUCUGUUUAAACAUUCUUACGUAUAAAUAUCAAGGUUUAAAUCGUUCAACAAAUAAAGUAUAACCAUUUCCUCUUGUUUGAAGGAUAUCUCGUCAACUACAUCAGAAAUACAAGCAAGUCUUUGGCAGAAUGUAAAUUAGUGUUCAUUUGAACUUUGUUUAUAUGGAUCUAGGUCACAAUCUGGUUUUAUUAAAUGUUAAAGAUUUGUGGAAUUUGUUGAGGAUUUUUAAGUUUAUAUUGUUACAGGAUUUGAAUGAUAACUUUGUUAUGAUAUGUUGGUUUAAAACAAAAAAAAGGUCCUUUAUAUCAUGUAAAAACCAAACCCUACAAGACCGAAGAUUUUGUAUUGAUAAUACAAUUGUAUGUUUUAAUGCAAGUGUACAGGUUUUGAUUCCUUCUAUUUGUUUGUUUUUAAGUUGUUAAUGAAGUUUGAUCCAUUCCAUUCAAUUCAGUGCUGUUUAAAUUCUGAAAGAGUAAAAAUGACAAUACUUGUAAGGAAAAACUAAAUGACAAUACUUGUAAGGAAAAACUAAAUGACAAUACUUGUAAGGAAAAACUAAAUGACAAUACUUGUAAGGAAAAACUAAAUGACAAUACUUGUAAGGAAAAACUAAAUGACAAUACUUGUAAGGAAAAACUAAAUGACAAUACUUGUAAGGAAAAACAAAAUGAAUGAUAACAUUUAUUUCUUUUUUGAAAUCUGCUUUGGAAUAUCCAUACAGUCUCAAUGUACAUAGAAAACAGUCUGAUAUAUGCUUGCUUUAGGGCUGUUCCAUUUAAAUGGAUGUUGGAGGGUAGGUAAUUCAGAAAUUUGCUUACAUUAAAAUGGAUAUACAACUGUAGAUAACCUAAAACUCGUGUCCAAACAUGAAUUUCUCAUACUACCCUCCCCCAAUUAUUUUAUUAGAAUAGUCCUUAGUUGACUGUUGACCUUUAAUGUUUAAGAACAUUCAUUUUGUUGUGCUUCUGAUGGUAAAAUAGAACAGUGUCUAUUGAAGCAAUGAGUUAAAUUUUAAAGACCGUGUUUUAUGUUCAAGUAAAAUAACGAUAAAGUGAUUCUUAAAAGAUUGUAUGUCUACCAUUGAUGUUGUAGGCAGACCCCCUAUUAUCAUGUGAUUGUCUAUAUUAACGGAAGUAUUGUCAUGUUUACUCUUUUAUGCAUGGUUUGACCAAUCCUAUACAUUCCUCUAACCCGGACAUUUCCUACGGUUUUAAACAUGUUAUUUGUUAUUUUAUAAUUUCUUUUUAUGUGUGUGAUGUGUUAAAUUGACUAAUAGUAUAAUAUAUUUUGAAAUAUGUAUACAUGUGGUUAUGUUGGAAGUGAAGAAUGAAUCAGUUGUAAAAACAUCCUCGAGGGAAAAUCGUUUAUUUUUUAUUCAUGUGUGUUCAGUACAUUUGUCCUUAAUUUUUGUAAUUAUAAUUUUUUAAAAGCAUAAUAUAAAAGCAGGUACUUGCAUCACAAGAUUUAAAUGCCAAAGAUAGGGAUUUCCAAAGCUAUAUAAUUUUGUACCAGUUGACUUCUUUACAGUAUUGCUGAUUUCAUUAAUAUUUAAAACAUUUUUAAUCCCAAGGAGGCUUUUCAUCAUUUUUAUAAAUUUAAAACAAGAUGACAAAGGUUUUUUUAACUCUAUUCUGUUAUUUGACAUAAAUUUUAUACAUCUGUUCUUUGAGUGAUAUUUCUCAUGUGUGGUGUUUGAAUAGAAUAGAACUUCUAGUUUACUUUUUAGGAAAGACAGAGUUGUCUUUUCUUGCAUUUAAAAUUUUGAUGACAUCUUUUACAGCAUAACACAUAUAUUAACUUAGUUGGAAUUAAGAAUUAUGUUAUUUAAUAUGUAUUAUAAAUAUAGGAAAAAAAGAGAAUAAGGAUUAUAGAACAGAAAGAUUUAUAGAUUGAAAUACAUGUACUAAUUUAUUUUUAUUGAGGCGUAGGCAGAAACUUUGAUAAGAUUAAAAACACAAUAUUUCAAUUUUGUGAGGGAUUAUAGAUUUACUUCAUUGUAAGAAAGAUAAUGGUAUUGAUUUUUGUAUAUUCUUAACAAUUGAUUUUGUAUACAGUAUCUGCCUUUAAAAGCCAGGUUGGUAAAAGACUUAGAUUUAUUAUUCAUUACGAUCCUUGUUUUUAUCAGUGGAAAUAUUCUGAUAUUUUCCUGGUUACAAGAAAGUUUAUAUUUAUGAAAAUAAAUGCUACUCAUGGAUUUUGAUUUGAAUAAAUCUAUUUUAUAUGCUCAAAGGCAAUAAUAAAUCGUUUUAGGAAAAUCUACAUACAGUGUUGACCUGAUUUCAAAAUAAUUGAUUCUUAUGGGAAUAGAAACAAUAACAAUUCUUUUUUAGUACAUUUUUUUAAUAGUUCUUUCGGAAGAAAAACCCUGCUUUUUUUGGUUUAUCUUGUUUAAAGCAAUGCAUUUUUCAUGCUGUUAUGAGGUAUACAUUACAGUUAUUUCACAAGGUCAAUUAAAGACUUAUAACUCUCACAUAAGAGACCAACAUUUAAUAUCCCUCAGAGAAAGAACUCAUGACACAGGUAUAAAUAUUUACCAUUAUUCCAUGACGAAGAUCUGAAUUCCUAUGGCAGCUAUUAUAAUCACAACACUAAGAAUUAGUCGUAAAAGUAGCAGAUUAAUUGCAACAUUUGAUUUGAAUAAUUUCAUGUAUGUAUAAACCAUGCUAUAGGUUUUAGAAAAAAAGCAUUAUAUUUUUGCUGUUCAUCGUUUGAUAUAUAUUUAGACAAAGUUUUUAUGUAACCUGGUUUGCCUAUAUUCAGAACUCUGUAUAAAUAGGAUUGCCAGUUAACCUCAGCACACUCUGAUAUUUUAGAAGAUUUUAUUAAAACUUGUUUUAAUGAUUAUUCAACGAAUUUGAGAUGUGAUUAAAGAAUUAUUGUCAAAGGGAAAUAGUAGAUUUGAUAUGUAUUUGUAAAGUUUUAAGCAUAGAUGUCAGAGAAGUUUUAUAAAACAAAACUAUAUAAUUUUUAUUUCUAAGAUUUAUAAUCACAUGUUUUGCAAUUUUUACCGUUUUCUUUUAACCCUGACAUGAAGAUAUUUUAUAACAUUUACCGACACAAUUGUUUUACUCUUUGUCUUAACCUGUAAUUUUAAUCAGGUGUAUAGAUAUAUGGGCAUUAUUUAUGUUAUAUGUACAAGUCAGUCUUUCUCUGAAAUUUCUAAUCGUUACUUAAAUAAUUACUGAUCUUGGACAGAUUAGGUGGUCCAUUGUAAUCCAUUUUAUCAUGUCCACAUUUUGCUGAUUGCCAUUUUCAGUUUUCUUUUUAAAUUAACAGGAAAAAAAUUAAAGAUGCAAAUUUUGUUAUGGUGUAUGGAAGAAUGUUUAAGGAUUAAAGUAAAUCUGACAUUUUACUAUGUUUAAUGGCAGGGAGUAGCUUCGAAUAUAAAAGGGAUUGUGCAAUCUUUGAUGACUAACUGGAAAUGGCCAAUAAAUUUAAUUUGGGUUAUUCUUUGUAACAUGAAAAUACUUUAAUACUAUACAGACUUUGUACACAACAAAGAGGACGAAAAGGCAUAUACAAACUCUGGUAUUGUUGGGAGAAUGUUGAUUUUCAUAAUCAUUUAUAGAGAGUAAGAGAGACUGAAUAAAAGUUAUUACUAUUGUAUGAUGCUGAAGAUAAAGAUUAUAUAUUAUUGUGCUGUUCUUAUGAAUGUAAGAAAUGAAAAGAAAAAUGUGAUAUAAAUAUGAAAAUAAAGAAAUGAUAAAAAAUUA
Molecule: messenger RNA, 6041 nt
Organism: Mytilus californianus (California mussel)
Lineage: Eukaryota; Metazoa; Mollusca; Bivalvia; Mytilida; Mytilidae
Product: ETS-related transcription factor Elf-2-like
Exons: 10
Coding region: 361-1683 (440 amino acids)
Biological process (GO): regulation of transcription by RNA polymerase II; cell differentiation
Cellular component (GO): nucleus
Molecular function (GO): DNA-binding transcription factor activity, RNA polymerase II-specific; sequence-specific DNA binding
Source: RefSeq, a predicted model, not a curated record